Messenger RNA from Helobdella robusta, 1155 nucleotides. RefSeq lists its product as hypothetical. NCBI's taxonomy places the organism in Eukaryota, Metazoa, Annelida, Clitellata, Rhynchobdellida, Glossiphoniidae. The record is from RefSeq and is a predicted model, not a curated record. The coding region runs from base 1 to 1155 and encodes 384 amino acids. The transcript is spliced from 6 exons.
AUGUUGAAAUAUGAUGAAUGGUCCAAUAAUUUCAACAGUAUUGUUGAAGAAACACGCACAAAUUUGAAUAAAAUAAAAACAAAUAACUUCAAGGAAUCACUCAAUGAUAAAUCCUCUAUACAAUUACAAUCUCAUGAAAACGUUUCAAACUUAGAACGCCUACAAAAAAAUCUGUCUGCAAUCAAUUCAAUUGAAAUUUUUAAACCAAAAGUUUCAUCAUUUUACAACUACAAUGAGUUCAGAAACGUCCUAUCAUUUUUAGUGCAAUCCCAAAGGAAUGGUAUCAAAUACAUUCAGAUGGAAAAUUUCAUAAAAAAAUUUAACCAAAACGCUGAUUACGAGAACCAAGUUGAUGAAUUUGUGAAAAUUGUUUCUGAUAAAAUGAAUAAGUUAGAAAAAAGAAAUCUUUCUUUACACCAAAAACUCAAUGAUUUAGAAGUAGCCCAAAAAGAACUAACAAUUUAUCUUAAUAGCAAAGCCCAUUUGACGAGUUAUCAACCAGCUAGUAUGUUACUACAUUCAAAUUGGAACAACCCCAAGGACAUCGGCUUCCCAUCGCAUAACAUCGACGACAAUGAUUUGUCUACACGUCCAAAUUUUAUGACGCCACCAAAGAUAAUUAAUCCCGAAAAUUUUUUACGAACUUUAGCCAACAAUGGCGUCGAACACGACACUAAUUAUAACGGUUAUAACAAUAACAAUUAUACAGAUAAUAAUUACGAUUAUGCCAACAGCGCCUUUAGGCCAAUAGUCAACUCCAGGAAUCAAGAAAUAUUUAACGUAAAGAGUAAGAACAAUAAUAACAACAGCAAUAAUAAUAAUAUUAAUAACAAUAAUAAUAACGACUUUAACGAUGAUAAUGAAUAUGAUCUGAGUGAAAUGAACAGGAUAAAAUAUUUUGACGGCCUGAGAGACGACUGUUACAGGACGAUACAUAGUCUGAAAUUGGAAUAUGAAAGAAAUAGGAGAGAAUUGAAGGCGUUGGAAGACGAAGGCUUCCACACUCCGUCGUUUAUACAUGAAUAUCUUUUUAGGAUAAAACCUAAGUUAGAUACGGCACAAUCACCAGCAUCACCUACGUUAUCAUCGUCACUAAUUUCGUCCCCAGUCGACUGGUCAGUAAACGGAAGAUUGUCAAUCUCGGAUUUAAAUUAA